Messenger RNA from Clunio marinus, 267 nucleotides. The record is from the annotation of a GenBank genome assembly. Lineage: Eukaryota; Metazoa; Arthropoda; Insecta; Diptera; Chironomidae.
AUGGAAGAUGUCGAACACAUCACGUCGAAUGCUAUCCAAGUGUCACAGAAUUCAGCACCAAAAAUCCAAUAUCCUUAUCAAUUACCUAAAAUAUCGUUAACACUUGCGAAAGUCAUCACAAGUAGCGAAACAAACAAAUCUGCUAUGGCGAGUGAAGCUAAAAAUAGAUUUCCAAUUCGUCGUAAACUUCGCUCUUGUCCACUUAGGGCUGGGAUUGAAAUGAAACCAUUGCCAGCGGAAUGCUGGAGAUUGAAACAAUUUAUGUAA